This is a messenger RNA of Kockovaella imperatae, 2652 nucleotides long. RefSeq lists its product as hypothetical. The transcript has 3 exons. The record is from RefSeq and is a predicted model, not a curated record. Lineage: Eukaryota; Fungi; Basidiomycota; Tremellomycetes; Tremellales; Cuniculitremaceae. Bases 341 to 2314 code for a protein of 657 amino acids.
UGAAACAUUUUUGUAUGAUUCCCUCAGACGGCCCCUGUUUCAUUUUCCGUCGAAGCGCUGCUCCACCAAGCGUCUCGUCAAUUUUGGUCUCUGGAUCCAGUCUUGACAUUGUGACAUGUCUUAGUCAGUGUUGUCCAAGGGGUCUGGAUUCACAGAUGAUUCAAUAUCCCCCUUCAUUGCGAUGUUCAUCCAUACUCUCAGGCCCCCGAAGGCCAUCUAUCUGUACCUCACUUCUAGGCUUGGACCCCUGCGUUGAUUGAUGGUGUCAAAGGCAGUGGCGUUGGAAGAACAGGAUACCGCUCAUUCCAUUCUGCCCCUUCCUCGCUGACUUCUCUCAUCUAUGAGCAUUAUUGAACGUGUCGACCUCGACAUGACUCAUGUCACAGAGAGGUCCCGGACGCAGAAUCGACUUCGUACGUCCACCUCAACACCAUCACUCUCAUCCACCACUGCCGCCGCCGCCGCCGCCGCCGCGUAUAAUGCAGGCAUCGACAUCUUCUCCUCAUCUAACAUCACCACAACAUCAUCAUCCAAUCCCCCCAGCUCAAAGACCUUGGAAUCUCCCAAAAGACCCGCCACGCCUUCCGAGUAUCGAUCCUCUCCUGUCCGAUAUCAUGCCAACGCACAUCCAUACGCUAUCCAUUCAUCCAGUACGUCCAUCCUCACACGAACCAAUUCUUCCCCCUCCAAAGGACUCGAUCCCGUUUACUAUCGACCGACGAGGCGUAUGAGCUCGUUCCAAGGUGUCUUGGAUGACGGUAAAGAAGGAGCAUCACCUGGACCCGAGGUGCCGGAGAAACCUAGGAUCAAGUUGAAGAAGAGCUGGUCAAUCUCUUCGUUCAGCGAGGAGAAGCCAAAGGAGGUAUUGGGGAAGCCUUCUAUUCCAUCGAAUCCCAAGACAUGGAUGCCUUCAGAUCUCUCAGCGUACCUCAAUUGGGCACUACGCUCUGGUGAUACGGGGCUCACCGAUGACGUUGUUCCACUCCCCCUGGUCCAAGAUAUCAGUUCUUGGAUCUUUAGGCAUCGCGUGACGGGCAGAGAUUUCCUCAAUGUCCAUUCGGACGUAUGGUCAACGUCUCGCCCGCCACCAUUCAUGUCCCUUCUCUUGACCAUCUCGAGGCGUAUGAGACGAUGUUCAGUACAAGGUGGGGGCCUGAAGACAUCCUACCAUCGAGGCGAAGCUUCCGUAUUUCAAGAAGAAGAAUCAGAGGGGCCAUUCAUUGCCGCCGGUGAUGAGGAUGAUGAUGAUGAAGAGGCCGAUUUCGACAAAAUGAGCGGUGUCAAACGCCUUGCCAAAGUUUUUGAAUCAAGAGCAGUCGAUGGUUCUGGAUCCGACGCGGGUCUCGAUGAUAACCUGAUCAAUAUACCCUUGGAACCACAAUGGACAGGGUCCAGCACGACGUCGUCGGCUGCUGGUUGGGAGCGUUGGGGAGUCAAGAGACGUUUCAGUGGACGAUAUGUCUCAUCGGGGUUGGAAUCUCGUGAUGCGUCUUCCAGCUCGAGCGUGCCUGCCGCAGUGACUACGCAAUGUGGUAUGGAGAAGGACGAUACAGCGGACAGCAAGAGUCCUCCUCCACCUUACGCUUCGCCAGCUUUGGAUCUUGUACCACGCUCCGCGGACAUCUUUGCAAGUGUAUCGGAAUCCAGCUCCGCGAUUCGCGCUUCGGAGACCAGUCCACGUCCCAGCACACCACUCUCACCAGCCCCUGAACUCCCAAUGGAAAGCGAUACUUCUUCGAGCUUUUCGCAGAGCAAUACUGAGGCUCAUGCUAGGGAGCAAGUGGAAAGCUAUGCCACACUCAGAAGACGUCAAAGACCCACGACGCCAGCGAGCUCCAGUGCUCCUUUUGACCUCGAGCACAAGGAGACCGAAUUUGACGUCGCCGACGAGUCAGAGUGUCAAGACAAAGAUUCGGCUCGGAGGACGACCUUGCGCCCGAAUGAGUCCCAGAUAUUGGGGUUCCAUCGCUCUCCGCCAGGACGUUCGCUCAUUGACCAAAUACCCAUCACGACCGCCGCGGCCAUUGACCGGAUGACGCCUGACUUGCAAGAUCGGCUGGACGAGAUCUAUGCUCGGAUUGAGCGCUUGGAGCAAGACAAGGCGGACUCGGAGGAGGCGACGACGACGAGAACUAUCCACAGCUGGAACGAUAUUCGAGCGACCUUUGGGAGUAUGGAUAGCCUCGAGGCGUACCUUUUGAACGUAUCUCGAGGGAAUGUGGGGAGUCUGAAGGUUCUGGCAGGGGCUGUAUUUCUGACUGGUGUGGGUCUAGGCAUCUUAGCCGGUAGUCUGUUGAGCAGGCGAGGGCGUUAGUCAGAAAGUCGAGUCCGAGGGGUGAAUAGAAGUCGAUUCAGCUAGAUACAUAUCAGAUGCAGUGGCAGCGCCACAGAUUUGGCCAAGAAGAGCCUUGAAGAUGAGCUGCAAGCAUCGGAGGCGAAUUCAGAAGCGUUGUAGGAGGGACGACGACUGAGCAAUCGCUCCUGACCGCCCCUAUACGUUCCCGCAGUAUUCGCAUGUUCACCGUUUCCACGUCUGUUGCCAACGAACGACUCUCAACAUCCCCCGGGACGCCUAGGUGACCUGAUCGCCGAUUGGGGACCCCGCAGAUGUCAUAUAUCUUCUGCCGAGAGUUCGGCCGCCGAGCCGCCUUC